This is a messenger RNA of Salarias fasciatus (jewelled blenny), 1402 nucleotides long. RefSeq names its product twisted gastrulation BMP signaling modulator 1a (gene twsg1a). The record is from RefSeq and is a predicted model, not a curated record. Bases 433 to 1116 code for a protein of 227 amino acids. NCBI's taxonomy places the organism in Eukaryota, Metazoa, Chordata, Actinopteri, Blenniiformes, Blenniidae. Gene Ontology annotation, biological process: regulation of BMP signaling pathway. The transcript is spliced from 5 exons.
GGAGAAAACACUCGGAGCACGCUUUACGCACGGCUCUUUUACGCACGGUCGAUCCCCGCCGCCGGUGUUCAUCCAACUCCACGCGGAUCAGGAGUGACCGGGACGCUCCGGGAGAGAGUACCGGAGAGAGAACCCCGGAGUGAUGUCUCACUCCGCACGCGGUGCUGAGGAAUCGGGGUGUGUGUGCGCCUUUAAGGCGCCCGACUGCCUGUCGCUGCUUUGUGCUGCGCAGUGCGCAGACUGACGCCCUCUGGACGCAGUGGACAGCGGAGCGGCGCGCGACACCAUCCUGGAGGAGGACAAGAAGGAGAAGAAGAAGAAGAAGAAGAAGAAGUCCACUGAGGAGAAAACUGCCUCCGUCCUCCAAACGCGCCCUGAGUGCGGAUCGACUGCGUCGUGGUGUUUCCAGAGCCGUGCCGGAGAGCCGUCAGGAUGAGGCCCGGUCAGCUGAUCCCCCCCUCCGCCGCCGCCGCCGCCGCCACGGCCCUCCUCCUCCUCCUAUCCGGACUCUCUCUCACCUCCGGCUGCAACAAGGCGCUGUGCGCCAGCGACGUCAGCAAGUGUCUCAUCCAGGAGCUGUGCCAGUGCCGCCCGUCCGACGGGAACUGCUCCUGCUGUAAGGAGUGCAUGCUGUGUCUGGGGAACCUGUGGGAGGAGUGCUGCGACUGCGUGGGGAUGUGCAACCCCAAGAACUACAGCGACUCCCCGGCCACGUCCAAGAGCACCGUGGAGGAGCUGCACCGCCCCAUCCCCUCGCUCUUCCGCGCCCUGACGGAGGGCGACGCCCCCAUCAACAUGAUGGUGGACUCCUUCCCCGUGGCCGACGAGCUGUCGCACCACGAGAACCUGGUGUCCUUCCUGGAGUCGCUGGACAGCCAGCCGCACAACGUGUCGGUGCCCGGAAACAGCAUCCACGCCAGCUACGACACCCGAGAGAACAUGUGCACGGUGGUGUACUUCGACGACUGCGUGUCCAUCCGUCAGUGCAAGCUGUACUGCGAGUCCAUGGGAGGAUCCAAGUACCGCUGGUUCCACAACGCCUGCUGCCAGUGCAUCGGGCCCGAGUGCGUGGACUACGGCAGCAAGGACGUCAAGUGCAUGAACUGCCUCUUCUGAGGCGCACGUAUCGGCACCAAACGUCUGGGCCGCCCCACAGGACUGAGCGCAGAGGGAAAUAUGACUGUUAUGUGUUAGCAUUCCUCACUUACCUUGUAAAAUACGCCCAACAUCCCUCCUCCCACCCCUGCAAAUUGUUUCUUUCUGCUGUUAUUUUCUCACUGUAUAUUUUUAGAUGUUUUCAAUAGUGUCUUUUUUUUACUAGAGGUAUAUAUAAAUAUUUUUACAAUUAUGAUCCACUAAAUCCCAGUCUCAUGGCAAAUAAAAAAGAGGUGGUUUGACAUGA